Adelges cooleyi (spruce gall adelgid) is the source of this 3219-nucleotide messenger RNA. Its product is annotated as lipase 3-like. NCBI's taxonomy places the organism in Eukaryota, Metazoa, Arthropoda, Insecta, Hemiptera, Adelgidae. The coding region runs from base 504 to 2354 and encodes 616 amino acids. Gene Ontology annotation, biological process: lipid metabolic process. The record is from RefSeq and is a predicted model, not a curated record. The transcript is spliced from 8 exons.
CCGUGUAUGCGCUCUAUAAUGUGUAAAACAAAAACAAUCAAAAUCGUAUGUGCAGCACCGUUUAUUGUCGAUAACAGUAUAUUAUUAAUACAAAUACCUACGUGUGUAGACAUUGUGUAUGACGUGUGCCUUCUGUAAAAUGUGCAUUUAGUCGAGUCUCAGAGAUCCGGACUCCGGUCAGGCCGAGAAGUAUGUGUGCGAUAUAAAUAAAGGAACCGAGGCCUUUAUCAGUUCAGUAGAGCGACAUUAGCGGAAUUUACCAGCCACACGUUGUUUGAGUGAGGAAACGACACGUCGUUGCGUCUGGUUUACUGCUACCGAUAAAUUACAAUACUUAUAUUAGUACUUCUCAUUUCAAAUAAAAUUAAAAAAAUCACUUGCGUGUUUAGUACAAAUCAAUAAUAUUGUCAAUCAGGUUUACAGUAAAAACACACGUACCUCUCUAUGCGUUCUAGUAAAUUAUAUUCGCAAUCUUUGUGUGAAUGGACCGACCGUAGCGAACAAUGAUAUCACUGCCUUUGCGGUUUUUAGGUUUCCCAACAAUAGUCGUCAACCAAGUCGUUUUGUUGAGUAUUUUUAUCGUGUCGACGACUACUGCUUUGACACUCUUCACCGACGAAACCAUGGGUUCCAUCUACGGGGACGUCAGUUUGACUACAGUGGAAAUGCUUCGAAGAAGUGGAUACACUGUUGAGUGUCAUUCGAUCACUACCGAAGAUGGAUAUGUGCUUGAACUGCAUCGCAUACCUAAAAGCAAGUCUGGAAAAUUACCGUUCAGAAAUUAUCCAAUUUUUGUUCAACAUGGUAUAUUAGGUAGUUCAGCCGAUUGGGUAUUGGGAGGAGCUGAUGUAUCUAUAGCAACUCAACUUGCUGACCAAGGUUAUGACUUAUGGCUUGGCAACGCCCGAGGAAAUACAUACAGCAGAAAACACGUAUCAUUAAAUCCAAAAAGCAAGGAAUACUGGGAUUUCAGUUUAGAUGAAAUGGGAUUAUUCGAUUUACCAGCUGUCAUUGAUCAUAUACUAUUAAUUACUAAAAAGGAACAACUGCACUAUUUAGGAUAUUCUAUGGGUACAGCAAUUUUUUAUAUAAUGUCAUCUGAAAAACCAGAAUAUCAAUCUAAGAUCAGAUCGCAGAUUAGUCUUGCGCCAGUAGCUUACUUGUCGAAUACCAAGUCUAUCCUAAAAUAUGUCGCUCCGCAUGUUCAACAAAUCAAAUUCCUAAUCAAAUAUAUGUCAAACGGAGCGUUUUUGCCUGAAAGCGAAAUGUCAAAGCUUAUUGCAGAAACUUUUUGUAGAGCACCAUAUUUGCAAAAAGAAGUAUGUGAAAAAUGUUUAAUAUUUGCAGUAUGUGGCACAGAUAUAAAUGAAUUCAAUACAGCUUUGAUUCCAUUGAUUUUUGGGCACUUUCCUGCUGGAACGUCAACAAAACUUGUGGAACAUUUUGCUCAAAUCAUAUUAAGCGGAGAUUUUAGAAAAUUUGAUUAUGGUCCGACUAAUAAUUUAAAGAUGUAUAACUGUACAACGCCACCUUCGUUUAAACUAAAUACAAUUAAUGUUCCAAUUACAAUGAUGUGGGCCGAUAAUGAUAUACUGGCUGACAAAAUCGAUGUUUUUAAACUGAGGGAUAAGCUGCCUAAUGUGAUAGACUGUAUAAAAGUUGACAGCCCUUGGUGCAACCACAUAGAUUAUAUGUGGAGUAAGAAGGUCAACGUACUUAUUAAUGAUCCUGUAAUUGCAAUAUUCAACAAGACCGACAGUAGCGAAUGGAAGAAUUCGCGUCCGGAAGUUUCAGAACAGGACGAAUACGAAACAAACGAUUUCACUGAAUCGAUUUGCUUAUCUCGCAAUGGAUCAAUAGUCUCAGACUCAGGCCAUUACAACAUCAAGAACGUGCCAAGCUUGGAUUUCUUGCUCAGCAAUCUCGAUACAAUUAUCGGAAAAGCAAUGCCACACAUUGAAGGAGUCUCUAAGCGAGCCAUAGAAUACGAAAAGGAACUACAGAAGAUUGCAGUUGGUAAUCUGAUAAAUUUGGAAAAGGCUUCAGAGAAAAAAACCUACGAACUACUGAAUACCAUGAACACAAAUGUUCAGCUGGUCGAUAGGGCAGUCAAAGAUAGUACCAUUAAGUCGCAUCAUUUUGUCGAGACAAACAUCAAAAUGGUUAGCACGAAUAUACACAGAGAAGUCGACAGGGUCGAAAAAACAGUGAUAGAGAAAUAUACAAAAACCGAAGAAUUCGUCGGUAGAGGGUUCACAAUGGCCAACAUUGCUGUGCAUACGAAAAUCAAUGAACUUAACCAAACUAUGAGUAACGUGUUCAGAAAAUUUAGGACACUCCUCAUGAUAAAGUGAAUACACAAUAAGUGCACUAAUGUGGAAGAAUAUUUAGAAUAGUAAACAUUUUACAGUAUAGUAAUUAAAUACUGUUAGUGUGUGUGAAUGUAGUGUCAUACCUAUAUACUAUAUGAAUUUGUAGUUUAAAUAAGAUAUAUUAUAUUAUAUCAUCUAAUAAUCAGCAAAAAUAUGACAAACAAAAUUUUUAAUUAAGAUUAUUUAUUUAUUUAGGAUAUUGUUUUUAUAGUACUUUAUUCAAUGAUCUAUAUUAUAUUAUAAUAUACAUUUUUUUUUUACUUAGCUAUAUAUUUAGUGUUAAAAAUAAUUAAUAGUUGAAUAUUACUUAGUUUAGAAUAAUAUGAAGAACUAAGGAAAAUUGUCCAUUUAAACCUACCACUAACAUAAUUUAUCUAGUUAUAACAGACUAGUAGAUAACAUUCAAAAUAAACGUUAAAUUUUUCACACUAUACAUUAAUAAUAAGCAUAUGUCUCCUAAAUAAUGUUGGCUUCAUUUUUGAAACAUAUAGUUUUUAUGAUAUCAUUUUUUAAAAAUAAUAUUGUUUUAAAGGUAGUAAUAUUUUAGAAAAUUAAUAGCCAUUACAACAUAGAACAUGUUUGAUGCAACCUAUUUUUCUUUAUUUUUAUGAAUACAAUUUCAAUGUUUUUUUUUCUACUAGUAAUCGGGUUUCAAUUUUAACUGUUAGUUAUGUCAAUGGUAUUUUAAUAACUUUUAUGAUAUUUAUGAUACUCCAAAACAUCUGUUAGUAGAGAGUUCUGACAUGAUACAAAACAUCCCCCCCAUAGAGAUUCUAUAAAUUGCAAAAUUUAUAAAAUCACUUAAAAAUGUUUACCAAUUAGGUUUCAAUAUAUUAUUUCAUCAUAA